CAUCGCCAACCCAGUCCCAGCUCGAUCAUGGCUUCUGAGAAAACAUUUUAGAGGAUAGACUCGGCGAUUACAAGCGGGGCGGAGCUCCAUCUCUUACCCCUCAACGAAUGCCAGUGCUGACGCCGUUAUCCACUAGCUAAAGAACAUGGAGUUUGACAGCUCUGCGACAGCUUCUGCGAGUUCUAGGGGAAGCACUGAGGAGGAUUUCCCCAGUCCACGGAGUUCAUUUCUCUGUUCUGUUGAUGGGGAGCUACUGGUGGAUCCCGUUUCCGUAUCAUGCGGUCACAGCUUUGAGAGAAAGGCUGUGGAGGAGCAUCUCAGGCUGGGAAACUACUGGUGCCCUGAGUGCAGCAAAGAGCUUUCGCCCACGGAGAAACUCACUCCGAACGUAUCGCUGCGAUUCUAUAUCUUAGAGAAGAAGCAGAGAGACGCGGUUAAGAAGCUGAGGCUUGCGGAUUCCUUGCUUUCCUCGACGGAUUUGGAAUGUGUGAACCGUGCCCUAGAGGACCUAAAGGAUGCGAUGAUGGAAAUCCCUAGCUGUAUCGCUAAGGCAAAAGAAGAUAAGGUUCUUCGUUACCUCGCAUUGCUCCUGAAGAAAAGCUUAGGAGACACUAGAGCGGUGCUCAGUUGUCUCCUUCUAAUAGCACGGUUUUCCGAUGAGAGCAAGGAAACGAUGGGAACGACGGGGGUGAUUAGGUGCCUUACGAAGCUUCUCCGCGGCGCUGAGCCUGAGAUUUAUGCAUUAGAAAUCUUGCUGGAGCUCUCCAAGAAGGACACCAUUGCCGAUAAGAUUGGAAAUGAUCCGAACUCCAUCCCCACCUUAGUCUCCCUGCUCAACUAUCCGACUGCUGAGAUAGCGGAGAUGGCGCGCGGUGUCCUGGAGAACCUUUACAGAGUCCAAUUCGCCAUUAUGAUGGGCAAAUGCGGAUACUUAAGUCCAUUCCUCGAACAUUUUUGCCAAGAAGCAGAGAACUCUGUGGAAACGAGAGCUUCGAUGGCUGAUGAAUUGGCUCGGAUGAAAUUAACAGAAACUGCUGCGAGGAGCUUGGGAAACGACCAGUUUGUUACCUCUCUAACUGAGUUGCUCAACUCUGGAUCGGUUUCUAGCAGAUCGUCUUCUCUCCAGUGCAUCAAGCAGCUCAUGGCUUUUAGAGAGUUCCAGUCCCGCUUCCUGUCGAAUGAAUUCGCCAUCCCAGCUUUAAUAGGCCUAAUUACCGUAGCUCCGGAUCAGCUAUUGAUGCAAGAAGUAGUAGAGAUCAUCGUUGCACUUAUUCAAAUAAGCCAGCAUAAGGAUCAUCAGAACAAUCCAGGAUUGCAGGUUCUCUACUCUAGCAACACUAUCAAAUCCUUUCUUUUGCAGAUUGAAACCUCUGGUUAUCAAGGCCAAAUUUCCUUACUGAAACUGCUCCAGAUAAUUGUUCAGAAAUCUGAUACAGCACGACAAUGGAUAAAAUCCAAACUUGGCUCAAUGAACUUUCUCUUCUCCGCCCUUAAACUCGAUCAAAACGACGGUGUAAGACUGCAAGUACUGAAAUUGAUAUACUACAUUGCUGGAACCGAUAUCAAUGACAUGAUUUUUCUUCCACCAUCUCCCGCAAAGGAUUCUUUUGUGAAUUAUCUUAUAGCUAUACUCACCCAUAGUUCUGUGGAAGAAGAAAGGUCUGCCGCUGCUGGCAUUAUUGGGUAUCUUCUAAUCAGCGACCAUAGCAUAGGUGAGAUGCUUCAAAAUACAUCUUUUCUGAAAGCUAUAAAUGACAUCUUCUCCCAUAGCAUCAAGUCCAAUGAAUUAUUAGAAAAUUCCCUCACAGCACUGCAUAGGUACAUUGUGAUCUCUAAUUCUGUAACUGGUAGGCAACUCAACAAGCUGCAUCAACUUCUCGUUCAAAUGCUCUCAAAUGGCGCCAGCACUCUUGCUAAGCAGCACGCCGCCAUCACUAUUUCCUAUCUGGCUCGUUGCAGCAGGAUUCCCUCAACACCAGUGAAUAGCUCAUCUUCAUUUGCACAGUUAAGACAGAGAAUCCCAAAUUUGAUACAGUCGAGUAAAAGAACUCUUUGCUCGGUACAUUUGUCUAGCUCUUUGCAGAAUCCCUUUUGUCUCAUCAAAGCUGGAGCAGUGAAGCCAUUGAUAGAGAUGGUGAGAACUAUGGAGCCUGGAGCUUCUGCGGCAGCUUUGAUGGCGCUUAACACUUUGUGUACUCAAUGCGACUCUACUGCUGCUGCGAAUGCCAUUGUGGAGAGCCAAGGUGCAGUGGCAAUUAUUGAGGCCUUGGAAAGGGGAUCAAUGUCUGUCAAGGAGGCUGCACUUGAACUCCUUGAAAAGGUCUGCGAAUAUCCUAGAAUCAAAGCUGAUGGGUUAGAUGAUAAGUUUGAAAAAGUGCUGGUAUACCUACUCAGCCAGGAAAACAGGAUCAAGUUUAAGGCAGCUUCCGUGCGUGCAAAAUUGGUUAGUAUCCCAGAUGAAACUUGAUUUCAUCUAUUGAGCCAUCAUUAGGACCAACUUUUAUUUUUUUGUUGCUAAUACUAGAUUCUAAACUGGAAAAUAUGGAUAUAAGUGGAAAAAGUUUCCUUCUUGAUUA
Molecule: messenger RNA, 2576 nt
Organism: Phalaenopsis equestris
Lineage: Eukaryota; Viridiplantae; Streptophyta; Magnoliopsida; Asparagales; Orchidaceae
Product: U-box domain-containing protein 44-like
Exons: 3
Coding region: 146-2467 (773 amino acids)
Biological process (GO): protein ubiquitination
Molecular function (GO): ubiquitin-protein transferase activity; protein binding
Source: RefSeq, a predicted model, not a curated record